CACCCACCUUCGCAACCACAACCACCACUAUGUCCCGAUUCGUCCGAGCCUCAAAAUACCGUCACGUCUUUGGACAAUCGGGAAAAAAGGACCACGGCUUCGAAAACGUCAAGGUAACUGGUAGCGCCUGGGAUGCGAACGUUAUCUCUGCAUCUGCGGAAUACAUCUCUGUCAAUUGGAAUGCAUCUGGAGGAGGAGCAUUUGCUAUUCUCCCACUUCCAUCCCCUUUCGUUGCACAUCCUUCUCUCCCGUAUAAACUCCCCGAUUCGCUCCCCCUCGCCCGCUCGCAUACUGCGCCAGUCCUAGACACAGAAUGGUCCCCCCACGACGACUCUCUCGUCGCCUCUGCAGGCGAAGAUGGCAACGUCAUGAUAUGGAAAGUAUCUGCGGACGUGUUUGAGGGGUGGGGCGCCGAGGGAUGGGUACCGAAGGAUUUUGAACCCGUAUGGAGAAUCGACGCCAGUCCGCGUAAAGUAGGUCAGGUUCUCUUCCAUCCGACGGCAGAGAACGUGCUCGCGAGCGCGUCGGGGGAGCAUCUUGUGAAACUGUGGGACCUCGCGAGGACGGAGGAUCCGCAGCUGGUGUUGUACGGACAUACGGAUACGAUCCAAAGCAUCGCGUUCAGCGCUACGGGAACGUUCCUGGCGACGACGUGCAAAGAUCGGAAGCUGAGGAUAUUUGAUUCUCGAGCGGGCGGCGAUGCGGUCAGGGCUGUAGAUGGACACGGCGGUAUGAAGGGCGCGAGGGUUACGUGGAUGGGAGAUCUAGGCAAGAUAGCGACGACGGGGUUCAGUAAAAUGAGCGAGAGGCAGGUCGGUAUAUGGGAUGUCGGCCAGGGACUCGCGAACGAGAAGACGAUGGCCCUAGACCAGAGCGCCGGUGUGGUCAUGCCAUUCUGGUCUGACAACAAUAUCCUGUUCCUUGCUGGUAAAGGAGAUGGAAACAUCCGUUACUACGAAUACGAAUCUUCUUCCCUGUAUGCGCUAUCGGAGUACAAAUCGUCGGAACCGCAGCGAGGGAUGUGUUUCCUCCCGCGACGAGCACUGAACAUUGGCGAAUGCGAAAUCGCGCGAGCGUACAAGGUGCAUGCAUCGUCGAUCGAGCCUAUCGCGUUCAUCGUCCCCCGCAAGGCCGAUUCGUUCCAGUCGGAUAUCUACCCUCCAGCGCCAGCCAAAGAGCCAUCGGUUACUGCGAGCGAGUACUUUUCGGGACGGGGAGAGGUGAAGAGGAAGUUUGUAGACCUGGAGACGGGAAAGACGGUGACGAGCUCGGGUGGUGCUAGUCCUGUGCCGACAAAGACGGCUACUGCCCCUAUCCCUGCUCCAGCAUUAAUCGCCCCGUCGUUCUCUCAACCUGCUUCUGCGUCCACUCCGACAGCGCCGCCGAUGACCACUUCCAGGUCGUACUCUCAACCGGAGCCUACGCCGGUGAGGAAGGAGAUCACACCUCCUGCUUCAGUUAAGAUUCCCGCUCCUGCAUCACCUGUAGACGAUACCGAAAAUGCCCAGCUCAAAGCUGAGCUUCGCGAGGCGAGGGAGAAGAUUCGUAAUCUAGAGUUGCAGUUGGAGGCGACGAAGGCUAAUGCGAAAAAGGCGGCGGAGGCGUUGUUGAAUGUGUGAAGUACUUAGUUGUAGACACGGUGGGAUUUUGGUAUUUAUUCUGGUUAUCGAGGCAUACACAGCCACAUACCACUUUGGCAAUUUUGCAAAACCCCUUUUCCUUUCCUCCACCAA
Messenger RNA from Guyanagaster necrorhizus, 1733 nucleotides. RefSeq names its product DUF1900-domain-containing protein. Gene Ontology annotation, biological process: actin filament organization. Gene Ontology annotation, molecular function: actin filament binding. The transcript is spliced from 4 exons. Lineage: Eukaryota; Fungi; Basidiomycota; Agaricomycetes; Agaricales; Physalacriaceae. The record is from RefSeq and is a predicted model, not a curated record. Bases 30 to 1619 code for a protein of 529 amino acids.